GGCAGCGCGCGCGGGGUCGGUCGGCAGCUUCCAGUGGAGGAUGUGGAGCUGGUCGCGCUGGUGGACGGAAAGCUGUACGGGUCCGUCGGCUACAGCAACGCCCUGGAGGUGCAGUGCCAGCUCGUGUGGCUGUGCCAGCGGCACUCGCGCUGCGGCAGGCUCGCACGCGUGAGGCUGCUCUGGAGCGACGACAGCUACUGGGACUGGUGGUCGCAGUGUGCGGGCGAGCGCGGUGCGAUCUCGCUCAGGCCCCUCUUGCACAUCUGCGAGGGCCCGGCGCCGCUGUACGAGGCCGAGCUGCCGCCGAACUGCACGGAGCUGGUUCACACAUCGGAAAUGGCGCGGCUGACGGUCGAGGCGGCGGCGGAGCUGGCGCCCGCCGCGGGCGCCCGCCCGUUCGAGGACCCCUUCGGCGAGCUGGACGAGGGGCCCUCCGCGCCCAGUGAGGUGGCCGCCCUGCGCUCGCGGCUGAUGGAGUCGAAGGCUGUACCUGCGGUCGAGGACGGGCCCGAGGUCAAGCGGCCGCUGGCGGAGGUGCUCUCGGAGCGCGCCGCGAAGGUUGCUCGCGGGGGGGCGAAGCUGCUGGCAGCGCCUCACCCGUCCGACGGAAGCGCGCGCGGGGCGCGCGAUCGGGGGCCGACCGAGGGCGCGGCGGCCACGGCGGGCGCCUCCCGCGCGGCGCAGGACCUUGCGAGCGUCCUCGCGCGGCUGCUGGACGGGCGCCAGGGCAGCAGCGAGGAGAUGGGCCUGGCCAGGCGGGCUCACUGCCGCAGGGUGGCCACCGAGCAGCCCGGGCGCCUCGCCGAGGCGAGCUUAGCCCACAUGGCGGACUUCCCCGGCACGCAGGAGGGGGAGAGCGCCGUCGACCCGCAGGGCGCGAUCGCGCUGCGGUGGCUCCUCACGGCGUAUCUCCCGCAGCACCCCGUGCGGGAGAUCGGCGUGCCCACGUGCCGCGAGUUGCGGGCGCUCGCCGAGGCGCUCGACCACUUGGCGCAGGGGCGCACGGCGGCGGACCUGCUCGCGCAGCGGUUCAAGGCGCUCCAGGUCACGCUCCACGACGGGAAUUGGUCGGGGGCGAAGUGGCCGGGGCACAUGCCGCCGCGCGACGAGCCCACCGUGCUGCGGAGCGAGGAGGAUGAGCUGAUCAGGGGCAUCCAGGUGGGCGAGCUCACGUUGGACGAGCUGACCGCGAAGCUGCGCGAGCUGGGCUGUGGGGGCGAGUCGAGCAAGGGGUACCAGGCUCGCCUUGCGAGCGUCGUGGCCGAGCUGAAGAAGAAGAAGGGCGGCGAAGGUGCAGCGGCACCGAGCGCCGCCAGCGGGGGGCGGCAUCAUGGCGCGGAGGCGGGCGACGCGCUGCCGCCGCUGGAGCUGGGCGCUGCCCUGGCCGGGACGGUCGCGCCGCGGGCCAGCGCUGUCGGGGCCGAGGCGGCGCUGCCGGAGUCGCUGCCGCUGAGGGAGGGGUCGGAGAGCAUGACGGCUGGGCGCAGGAGGUCGCCCGCCGAGCUUGGUCGGCCCAUGCGGCGGGUCGACCUGGCAGUCGAGCUCGUGAGGUUCGCGCAGCUGCGUCCUGGCACCCUGGGUCGUCUCGCAGGGCAAGCGCUCCCAGUCGAGAGGAGUGGCGCGAAGGCCCGAGUCCGGGGCCUGCCGCCGCUGCCUCCCCCGCCCCUCGAGGAGGUUGCGAGGUGGGCCCAGGCUGCCAAGGGCUCGCGGCGUCGUCUCGCGCCCGUGGCCAGGGCGGUCGCGGCUGAGGCGUGGACCUACAUGAGCGCGCUGGGCCUCGACCACAUGCACUGCGGGGUCGCUCGGGAAACGCUCCGACUCGGAGCGACGCCGACUCUGGCGCAGGAGACGGCCAUGCGGCGCAUUCGCUCGCGGGCGGCGGAGUUUGUCCAGCAGCCUUCCGAGACCGUGGCCGUCGCUUCUUUGGGCGACGCGGUCGCGACCUCGUCAGUGGACUACAGCGGGGAGCCCAUGAUGCGCGCUCUCCCCUGCGCCGUCGCGGAGCUGGCCCCUGGCCUGCCGAAGAGGGAGCACGAGGCGACCCUGAGCGCGAUCGACUUCGUUGACGACGAGGUGGCGCGUUGGCUGGCCGACCCCACGCUGGCGCGGGUCAACGUCGGCUCGCAGUUCGAGUGGGAGGCCCUGGCGAUGCACCUCGUGCGCCUCGGGAUCUUCACCGUGCUUCCCGCCGAGGAGCUGGUCCGCGUCCGCGGCGAGCCUCUGCUGAACGGGCUCUUCGCUGCGGAGCAGAGCACGCCUGGGCCUGGGGCCAGUCGCGUCACGAGGCCCAUCCUUAACGUGGUGCCUGGCAACGCGCUCAUCGAGCCUCGCGCAGGGGAGGUGGCCAUGCUUGCUGGGUCCACGAGCUGGGUGUCGCUGCGCAUCCCCGAGGGGAAACUGCUCCGUUGGCCAGGCGACGACCAGAAGGGAGAGCCUGAGGUGCGCCUCGCGUCGGCGGUGAUCGCGAUGGGCUGGUCUCUGGUGGCCCCAGUGCACCGGCACAUCCACAGGCGGCUGCGCCGCCUGCCACCGCCGCUGGGCGCGGGGCUGCCCCCGCAGGCGGAGUGGCGCAAGGAUGCGCCGCGGCCCGUCGCCGCCGCUGCAGAGGAAGGAGAUUCAGCGUGGUGGCAGGUCUACAUCGACGACUUCGACGUGCCCGAGAUCGUGGAGGAGGCGCGCGCCAGACGCCUGAUAGGCUUGCUGGCGGAGCAGGUCAGAGCGCGAGCCAGCUAUGACAGGGCUGGCGCCGCCAACUCGGCGGCGAAGGCUCACUGCAGGCAGCUUCGGGUCGAGCGCAUGGGGCCGACGUCGACGGCGAGUCCGGCCGCCUGGCCGCCUUUGGCCAAGUCGCUCGAGGCGAUCGCGCUGUGCCUGGCCCCCUUCAGGCUCGAGGCCGUGCCGUGGCGGCUCGCGAUGACAACCCUCGGGCGCUUCGCUGGGCUCUUCGAGUUCCGAAGGCCCCUCUUCAGCGUGCUCAGCGAGGUCUGGAGGUUGAGCUCGCAGCGCGGCAACGCGAGGUUCUCCGCGGCGAUGGUCGAGGAGCUGCUGACCGCCAAGCUGGUGCUGCCGAUGGCCGCGGCCUCGCUGCGAGCCAAGAUCGAGGGCGUGGCCACUGUCUCGGCCAGCCUCGACGGCGCUCCGACGCUGGACGAGCAGAUGCACCUGGGGACUCGCCUGCUGCAGCUGCCCGCCGAGCCCUCAGAACCCUGGGCGGUCGCCAACCCCCUCAUCCCGCGGGCCGCGGUUCUGAGGGCGCCCAAGGUGCUCCUCGUCGGCCUGUUCAACGGGGUUGGGGGCCUGGCGGUGGCCUUCUUGCGAUUGCCCGCGCGGACCAUGGGUUACGUCGCGGCGGAGACGGACGCCGAGGCGCGCAGGGUGGCGCGCCUGCGCUGGCCAGGCGCGAUCGACUGGGGCGACGUGGCGCGCGUGGCCGCUGUCGUGAACGAGCUGCGGGGCGCCUGCUGCGACGAGGUCGACCUCUGCGCGGCGGCCGCGGGCAGCCCCUGCCAGGACCUGGCCAGGCUGAGCGCGUCGAGCGCGGGCUUGCGCGGCGCGAAGUCCGGCUUGUUCUACGAGGUGCCCCGCUUGCUGGAGCUCCUCAAGGCGGCGUUCCGUCACCAGCUGAAGUGGUUCGUCGAGAACGUCGCGCCCGUCCUGCACUCGUCCGUCCUCGUGCCCUGCCGACGUCCCAGGCUGUGCUGGAUGAGCUGGGAGCCGCGCGUCGCUGCCCCGCUCGCCGUGGCGAUGAGGGACGGGUUCCGCGAGGUUCGCGCGCCGAGGGGCCCCCUCUGCGAGUUGGCCUGGCAGGACGAGGGAGCCCGCUGGCUGGGUGCUCCAGGACUGUUCCCAACGCUAGCAUGCUGCAGGCCGCUGCCGAAGUUUCCCCCG
Molecule: messenger RNA, 3888 nt
Organism: Prorocentrum cordatum
Lineage: Eukaryota; Dinophyceae; Prorocentrales; Prorocentraceae
Source: the annotation of a GenBank genome assembly